GGUCUGCGCGCAGAGAUCCAGAGAGCGAGACAGACAGACAGCUGAGAACAUCCGCCGGAGGAGCAGACAGACAGACUGCGGGAAGGGAAGAGUGUUGCCGGGUGCAGCUCCAGAAAACACCGCUACAAUGGGAGUCGAAAUCGAGACCAUAACCCCGGGUGACGGAAGGACUUUCCCCAAAAAAGGACAGACGUGUGUGGUGCAUUAUGUUGGCUCCCUUACAGAUGGACGUAAGUUCGACUCAUCUCGUGACAGGGACAAGCCUUUCAGAUUCAAGAUUGGCAAGCAGGAGGUUAUCCGAGGCUGGGAGGAGGGUGUGGUGCAGAUGAGUGUCGGUCAAAGGGCCAAGCUGACCUGCUCACCCGACUUCGCUUACGGAAACAAAGGCCACCCGGGCAUCAUUCCUCCAAACGCCACCCUCAUCUUUGACGUAGAGCUGCUCGGUUUGGAAUGAAACAUAUUCACGGACAUUUUUUUGUUUUGUGUGACUUCCUACCUGGGUGACCUGGAGAGAAGCUAGGAGAGUCUGCACUUGAUUCUAUAAGAGGCUUGAGUCUAUAGUUCCACUACUUAUUUCAUCAGACUAUGACAGUUUGUGUUAUUUUGUCUCUGUGACUGAGUGAAUUAUAUUUUUCCAUCAUAUUCUUCCUCUAAGACUAUGGGCCAUAACCUUACAAACCUCCAUGUUCUUAAUCUUGAGUUUAUUUUUGCUCUUUACUUCUCUCUUUACUUACUUUUGAUUUGUGUUUUUUGAAGUGUUGGUUGUGCAUGGUUUUGCUGAAAAGUACAAAAUACCAAUGAAACCACUAGCAGGGACAUUUAUCUCAUAUGAGUCCAUGUGUACUAACAUUAUGAUUUUUGAGACUUGGUGCUUGUUAUAUUACAGAAACAAAAAAGUGUAGAAAAGAAAAUGAAAAGCACACAUUUGUAUCCCUAUAAGGCUUAAAAUCAUCACAUAUGAAAUGAGUUUCUGUUUUAGAGAUGAGGUAGUGUUACAUUUAGUGGCUUCCUGCUGUGAAACAUCGAGUCAUGAAAGGCCUUAAUGGUGUUACACAGGAAGUGGGUUCGCUAUAUGAUAUAUAUAGAACUGCUGUGUUUUCUUUUUCCUUUAAACUGUAAAAAGCAGAGUGAGCUGGGCAGAGGUAAAGAGAACCAAUCACAGUCACAGAUAGUUCUGAUGUGUGCCUCAGUAAUCGAACCAGACACAUGGUUACUACCUUGCACUGUCUGCAUGCUCCUGGCCCGAUGGAAACCCUAGUAUGUACAUGUUGAAAGCUUUGCAACGGUUUGUGUUUUAUUAUGUUCUUUUCUCGCAGUCUUUAAACGCCAUUUAAAGCCAUACACAGGUCAAACAGUGCAAAGACAGGAUUUGUGUCUACACACAGCGAUUGGAGUAUUUUCUUUCUCUGAAAAACAAACAAACAUGGGAAGUGCUUGAAAAUUAGAAAAGGGGGCUGAGGAACCAAUCAAAUUGUGACCUCCCCCUAACCUUAUUUUGUGUAACAACUACAAUCAUGUAUUUUCAGAUGCCAACUUUCUAACUCUGAGAGUCAACAAAGCUAAUGUAUAAUCUAUGAUGACUUUUGUUGUUUGUUUUGCUAUAGUGUCAGUAAAGUACCACACUGCCUAACUGAAGUCUGUGCUGUGGUAGAUAACACCCGGACACACAGGUGUCCUGGUGAUUUUGUAUCUCAAAUAAAUAGUUUUAAAUGGAGUUUAAAUGAAGGAAUAUGCUGGCCUGGCUGUCAGACAUUGACCAUGGCUGUUGAUGUUACAUACUGGCAAAGCUGCAAACUGGUGUGGCAGCAGUCCACCUUUGUACUGUGUAGUAAUUUGCUGAUACUUUACUGUAUGCAGGCUAAACCAAUGAUGACAUAUUUAAAUAAAGCAAGUGCUCUCCAAA
Molecule: messenger RNA, 1903 nt
Organism: Notolabrus celidotus (New Zealand spotty)
Lineage: Eukaryota; Metazoa; Chordata; Actinopteri; Labriformes; Labridae
Gene: fkbp1ab
Product: FKBP prolyl isomerase 1Ab
Exons: 5
Coding region: 128-454 (108 amino acids)
Molecular function (GO): peptidyl-prolyl cis-trans isomerase activity
Source: RefSeq, a predicted model, not a curated record